Molecule: messenger RNA, 1464 nt
Organism: Rhodotorula toruloides NP11
Lineage: Eukaryota; Fungi; Basidiomycota; Microbotryomycetes; Sporidiobolales; Sporidiobolaceae
Product: phosphatidylinositol glycan, class A, glycosyltransferase family 4 protein
Exons: 8
Coding region: 1-1464 (487 amino acids)
Biological process (GO): GPI anchor biosynthetic process
Cellular component (GO): glycosylphosphatidylinositol-N-acetylglucosaminyltransferase (GPI-GnT) complex
Molecular function (GO): phosphatidylinositol N-acetylglucosaminyltransferase activity
Source: RefSeq, a predicted model, not a curated record
AUGGACCAUGGCGAUACCUCCAGCGAACGUCGCGAGUCCCUUUCCUCCUCAUCAACUCGCUCCCUCAACAUCGCCCUCGUCAGCGACUACUUCUUUCCUAAGGUCGGCGGAGUCGAGUCGAGCAUCUACAGCCUAGCACAGUCGCUAGUCAAGCGCAGCCAUCGCGUUGUCGUGAUCACGCACGCCUAUCCGCCUAGAAACGGCGUACGAUGGCUACCGAACGGCGUCAAGGUGUACUACAUUCCCGUCCAGCCCCUCCCGCCAACCCACGUCCACGCUACUCUGCCCAACUUCUUCACCGCCUUCCCCUGGAUCCGGUCGAUCCUGACCCGCGAGUCUAUCGACGUCGUCCACGCACAUGCGGCACUGAGCGCGCUCGGGAUGGAGACGAUCAUGCACGCCCGCACGAUGGGCGUCAAGGCGGUCUUUACGGAUCAUUCUCUCUUUGGGCUGGGCAAUAUGGCCGAGAUCUGGGGCAACAAGAUGCUCAAGGGGUGUCUGAGCGACGUCGAAGCUGUCACAUGCGUCUCGCACACGAGCAAGGAGAACACCGUCCUGCGCGGCGCGCUCAACCCCUCCCUCGUUCACGUCAUCCCGAACGCCGUCGUCGUUUCGCAGUUCAGGCCGGCUGAACCUGUUCCUCCUGUACCCGACAUCCUCACCAUCGUCUGCAUCAGCCGCCUCGUCUACCGCAAGGGCAUCGACCUCCUCAUUGCCGCCCUGCCGAAAGUCUGCGCUCUCCACUCAGACGUGCGAUUCCUGAUCGGCGGCGACGGACCCAAGAUUGUCGAGCUCGACCAGAUGCGCGAUAAGUACCAGACGCUCCUGCGGGACCGCGUCGAGCUGCUCGGAGCUGUCAAGCACGAGGACGUGCGAGAGCUCCUCUCGCGCGCGCAAAUCUUCCUCAACCCCUCGCUCACCGAAGCGUUCGGUAUCGGCAUCCUUGAAGCCGCCUGCGCCGGCUUGUUCGUCGUAUCGACCCGAGUAGGCGGCGUACCGGAAGUCUUGCCGCCUGGUCUCGUGGAGUUCGCCGAGCCUGAUGUCGACGACCUCGUCCGAGCCAUCUCGCGCGCAAUCACCCACGUCCGAUCCGGCUCGCACGACCCGCUGCUGGCGCACGAACAGCUCCGCCAAGUGUACUCCUGGACGGACGUCGCUGAACGUACCGAGCGUGUCUAUUACCACGCCAUGAGCGUGCCGCGAGUACCGGUCGUCGAGCGGUUGAGGAGGUACUACGGGACCGGAGCUGUUUUCGGCAAGAUCAUGUGCAUCAUCAUCAUCGUCGACUACAUCCUUCUCGCCAUUAUGGAUUACUUCAGCCCGCGCGACAAGAUCGACCGGGCGCCCAAGUUUGACCUCGAGCGGUGGAAGCGGAUCUGCCGUGAAGAGCUCGAGAAGGAGAGGGAGGCGGACGCGCGAGAAGCGCGAGAGGCGGACUUGUCGGGCGGCGGGAGCGAUAUCUAG